UUUGGGAAAAUGCAUACGACUGCAAAGAAGUUCAGUGUGCCAGCAGGAAAUUAACCCCUUCGUGAACGGGGCCCAGGCUUCACUGCCGGCUUCCGCCAUUCCUGAGCGACGGCGGGAUGGCUUUCAGGAACUUGAACCGCUUCUGGGAAUGGGGGAGAAAGAUCAUCUGUGUGGGGAGGAAUUACGCCGACCACGCCAAGGAGCUGAAUAACCCGGUGCCCAGCGGCGAGCCACUGCUCUUCCUCAAGCCGCCCAGCGCCUAUGUGAGGGAGGGCUCGCCACUACGCCUUCCCUACUAUUGCCGUAACCUCCACCACGAAGUGGAGCUGGGGGUGGUGCUGGCCAAGGGGGGCAGUGACAUCCAGCAAGCAGAUGCCAUGGACUAUGUGGGAGGCUACGCUCUGUGCCUGGACAUGACGGCCAGGGACGUCCAGGACGAGUGUAAGAGGAAGGGCAACCCCUGGACACUGGCCAAAGCCUUCGACUGUUCCUGUCCCGUCAGCGAUUUCAUCCCCAAGGACAAAGUCCCCGAGCCACACCGCCUGACACUCUGGCUAAAGGUUAAUGGCCAGCUGAGGCAGCAAGGGGACACUUCACAGAUGAUUUUCCCCAUCCCCUUUCUUAUUCACUACAUCAGCGGGAUUAUUAGCUUGGAAAGGGGCGAUCUGAUUCUCACCGGCACACCUGCAGGAGUCUCUGCCGUGCAAGAACACGAUGAGCUGCAAGCUGGGAUUGACGACCUCGUCACCAUGAAGUUCAAAGUGGAAAGGCGUUAA
Messenger RNA from Pristis pectinata (smalltooth sawfish), 776 nucleotides. It is a transcript of the gene fahd1, whose product is annotated as fumarylacetoacetate hydrolase domain containing 1. The transcript has a single exon. Gene Ontology annotation, molecular function: acetylpyruvate hydrolase activity. NCBI's taxonomy places the organism in Eukaryota, Metazoa, Chordata, Chondrichthyes, Rhinopristiformes, Pristidae. Gene Ontology annotation, cellular component: mitochondrion. The record is from RefSeq and is a predicted model, not a curated record. The coding region runs from base 117 to 776 and encodes 219 amino acids.